AUAAUUGGUUGGCUAUUAGAUUUCAUACUUCUUAAUCAGAGUCUUCUUAUGUCAAUCAUAUAUCUGUGGUCUCAGCAAUAUCGUGAUUCCAUAGUAACCUUUAUUUUUGGAUUGAGGUUCAAGGGUGUUUAUUUUCCUUGGGUUCUUCUUGCAUUCGAUGCCUUACAAAUGGGAGGUGCUUUACCAUGGCACACACUCAUUGGAAUAGUUACCGGACACAUAUAUUAUUUUUUACAAGAACUUUAUCCUGCAAGUGGUGGGCCAAGGUUAUUAAAUACACCACAAUGGUUAUAUCAACAAUUCCCACCUACAAAUGGAAUACGGACAUCUUUUGGUACCACUGUUUUACCACCAAGAAAUUCUUCCGAAAAUCAGCCGACAAGUGCACAUCGAUGGGGCAGAGGGCAGAGAUUAGGAACGUAA
Messenger RNA from Acaulospora morrowiae, 423 nucleotides. Lineage: Eukaryota; Fungi; Glomeromycota; Glomeromycetes; Diversisporales; Acaulosporaceae. The record is from the annotation of a GenBank genome assembly.